This is a messenger RNA of Daucus carota subsp. sativus, 1167 nucleotides long. Its product is annotated as calcium-binding allergen Bet v 3. The record is from RefSeq and is a predicted model, not a curated record. Bases 461 to 1036 code for a protein of 191 amino acids. NCBI's taxonomy places the organism in Eukaryota, Viridiplantae, Streptophyta, Magnoliopsida, Apiales, Apiaceae. Gene Ontology annotation, molecular function: calcium ion binding. The transcript has a single exon.
GUAAACAGCGGCUUGUCUCUCCCUCAAUAAUAAGAAUUAUAUACACAAACUUCCUUUCUUUCGUUGUCCUUGCAAAUCGCAGAGCAAUCAAACUAAUCCAUCCAUCCAUUUAUUGGGUCGUUAUAAUUUCUUCUACCUAGCCUAUCCUUUCUUCACCAUUUCAUUUCCAUAUUCAUCCAAACCUGCAAGUUCCUUGAAAUGCUUAUUAAUUUAUGCAUAUCCAUAACAUGCAGAGUAUCUGGUAGGACUCACAUCUAGCUGGCUCCUCAUAAUCAAUUAUUUAACUAGACAGAUCCAGAAGGUGGUAUCUAAUUGUUUUUUAUAAUUUAUGGAUUUGUCUCUGCUGGAUAUAUAAAUGUUUGUCCCCCUUAUUCUGAUUGACACUGCAUCAUUAUCAAUACAUAUAAAGUGUAGAGUUGUAGUGAGAUUUAGAAAUUUGUAAUAUAAUUAGGUUUUUAUAAUGGAGGGUGAUCAGGGCAAAGUAUGGAAAAGGAGUCUUUCCAGCUCCAGCAAAUCCAACAGCUUCAAGCUUCGAAGCCCCAGCCUCAACUCAGUACGUCUGCGUCGCAUUUUUGACAUGUUCGACAAGAGCAGCGAUGGCAUGCUGACAGCAGACGAGCUGAGUCAGGCCCUCAGCAUUUUAGGCCUGGACGCGGAUCCGUCAGAGAUUGAUUCCAUGAUCAGUUCUUAUGUGAAACCAGGCAACCAGGGCCUGACUUUCGAAGACUUUGAGGCCCUUCACCAAUCUCUGAACAACGCCUUCUUCGCGGAUGGCCAGGAAGACGCCCCUGUCAGUGAGGAGGAGAGUCAGGAAUCGGAUCUGUCAGAGGCAUUCAAGGUAUUCGACGAGGAUGGAGACGGUUUUAUCUCUGCCAAGGAGUUGCAAGUGGUUCUAGGGAAGCUAGGAUUCCCUGAGAGCCGCGAGCUUGCUCGGGUAGAGAUGAUGAUAUCUUCUGUGGAUCGUAAUAAAGACGGCCGUGUCGAUUUCUUCGAGUUCAAAGAUAUGAUGCGCAAUGUCAUGGUCCGUUCAGGUUAAACUCUACUGUGUCUAAUCUGCAGAUUCCUCUGUUUUUUUUUGUUUCUUUUUCUUUUGUUUGGGAUUGUUUUAGUAUCAUAGAGGCUCAAUGAUGCAAUUCCAGACCAUUUUUAAUGUUGAUCAUUUGAUGA